Messenger RNA from Odobenus rosmarus divergens (Pacific walrus), 4250 nucleotides. RefSeq names its product WW and C2 domain containing 2 (gene WWC2). Gene Ontology annotation, molecular function: molecular adaptor activity; kinase binding. The coding region runs from base 1 to 3606 and encodes 1201 amino acids. Gene Ontology annotation, cellular component: cytoplasm. The transcript has 23 exons. The record is from RefSeq and is a predicted model, not a curated record. Gene Ontology annotation, biological process: negative regulation of organ growth; regulation of hippo signaling; regulation of DNA-templated transcription. Lineage: Eukaryota; Metazoa; Chordata; Mammalia; Carnivora; Odobenidae.
AUGCCUAGGAGGGCCGGGAGCGGGCAGCUGCCGCUACCCCGGGGCUGGGAGGAGGCCAGGGACUACGACGGCAAGGUCUUCUACAUCGACCACAACACCAGGAGGACCAGCUGGAUCGACCCCCGGGACAGGUUAACGAAGCCCUUGUCAUUUGCUGAUUGUGUUGGGGAUGAGCUGCCGUGGGGCUGGGAAGCAGGGUUUGACCCACAGAUUGGCGUCUACUACAUCGAUCAUGUCAACAAAACCACACAGAUUGAAGAUCCGCGAAAACAGUGGAGGGGGGAGCAGGAGAAGAUGCUCAAGGACUAUCUCUCAGUGGCUCAGGAUGCUCUCAGGACGCAGAAGGAGCUGUACCACGUGAAAGAGCAAAGACUCGCUUUGGCCCUCGAUGAAUACGUACGAUUAAAUGAUGCCUACAAGGAGAAGUCAAGUUCUCACACAAGCUUAUUCUCAGGAUCUUCAUCCAGUACUAAAUAUGAUCCCGAUAUUUUAAAAGCAGAGAUCUCCACUACACGAUUAAGGGUUAAAAAGCUGAAGAGAGAACUCUCACAGAUGAAGCAAGAAUUGCUGUAUAAAGAACAAGGCUUUGAAACGUUGCAACAAAUAGAUAAAAAAAUGUCUGGAGGCCAGAGUGGCUAUGAACUUAGUGAAGCCAAAGCCAUUCUAACUGAACUGAAAUCGAUCAGAAAGGCUAUUAGCUCAGGAGAAAAAGAAAAGCAAGAUCUGAUGCAGAGUCUUGCUAAGCUGCAGGAGCGGUUCCAUUUGGAUCAGAGCAUUGGCACAUCCGAGCCAGACUUGAGAUCCAGUCCUGUGAACUCCCGUUUAUCUCUGUCCAGACAGACCCUUGACGCUGGGUCACAGACAAGCAUUUCUGGAGAUAUCGGAGUGAGAAGUAGAUCAAAUUUAGCUGAAAAGGUCAGGCUGAGCCUACAGUAUGAAGAAGCCAAAAGAAGUAUGGCCAACUUAAAAAUUGAACUGUCGAAACUGGACAGCGAGACGUGGCCUGGGGCGCUGGAUAUCGAGAAGGAGAAGCUGAUGCUGAUCCAUGAGAAGGAAGAGCUUCUGAAAGAGCUUCAGUUCGUCACCCCGCAGAAACGCACUCGAGACGAACUGGAGCGCCUGGAAGGCGAGAGGCGGAGGCUGGAGGACGAGCUGCUGUCCGCGAGGGGUCCGCCGAGCCGAGCCCUGGCCGAGAGAUUGAAAUUGGAAGAGCGAAGGAAAGAGCUCCUACAGAAACUUGAAGAAACUACUAAAUUAACUACUUAUUUGCAUUCACAACUUAAAAGCCUCUCGGCCAGCACCCUGUCCAUGUCGUCCGGGAGCAGCCUGGGCUCCCUGGCCUCCAGCCGGGGGUCUCUGAACACUUCCAGCAGAGGCUCGCUCAGCUCCCUCAGUUCCGGAGAGCUCUGUUACACCAGUCAGAGCGACCAGGUGGACACAGAUUAUCAGUGCAAACUGGACCUCCUUCUGCAGGAGAAAGGCGGCUACAUUCCUUCUGGACCCAUCACCACCAUCCACGAAAAUGAAGUGGUCAAGUCCCCCCGGCAGCCCGGCCAGAGCGGUCCGUGCGGGGCGGCGGCUGCAGCCCCAGGCCACACUCCCCCACGGACUGAGGCCCCCAAGUCUGUGGCGUCCCUGUCGUCCCGGUCCUCCCUCUCCUCCCUGUCACCUCCCGGCUCCCCCUUGGCUCUGGAAGGCACGUUCCCCGUGUCUGCUCACGAUGCCCCUCUCCAUCGGUUCACUGCCGACUUUGAAGACUGUGAAUUGAGUAGCCAUUUUGCAGACAUCAGCCUCGGCGAGAGUCAGAUCUUGCUGGAUUCUCAUUCAGGAGGCGUGUGCCAGUCCCUGACAGAGGAUAAAGACCUCCGCGAAUGUGCCCGGGAGCCGUUGUACGAAGGAACUGCAGAUAUGGAAAAGUCAUUACCAAAAAGAAGAGUAAUCCACCUGCUCGGGGAGAAGACGGCCUGCGUGUCGGCUGCUGUGUCCGAUGAGUCUGUGGCUGGAGACAGCGGGGUCUACGAAGGUUUCGUGAAACAGCCUAGUGAAGUUGAAGAUGUUCCCUACAGCGAAGGGGAUGUCACCAUCGUGGAGACAGCCCAGGUGCAGGUCGGCCUCAGAUACGAUGCAAAAAGGUCAAGUUUCAUGGUGAUUUUAGCACAACUUCGAAAUCUUCACGCCUUCUUGAUACCUCAUACUUCAAAAGUAUACUUUAGGGUUGCUCUGCUUCCCUCCUCGACGGAUGUCAGCUGUCUGUUUCGAACAAGAGUCCAUCCAGCCACAGAAUCCAUCUUAUUCAAUGAUAUGUUCCGAGUGGCCAUUUCCCAAACAGCCUUACAGCAGAAGACACUGAGAGUAGAUCUUUGCUCUGUUAGUAAACACCGAAGUGAAGAAUGCCUGGCUGGAACUCAGAUCAGUCUGGCUGAUUUACCAUUUUCCAACGAGAUUUUCACUCUGUGGUAUAACCUGCUUCCUUCCAAGCAAAUGUCUUGUAAAAAGAAUGAUGAAGAAAAUGAGGACUCUGUAUUUCAACCAAAUCAGCCAUUAAUAGAUUCUAUAGACUUGGAUGCAGUGUCAGCCUUACUUGCAAGAACAUCAGCCGAGCUGUUGGCUGUGGAACAGGAAUUAGCACAAGAAGAAGAAGAAGAAGAAGAAGAAGAAGAAGAAGAAGAACCCGGGCAGGAAGAAGAGCAAAGAGGUCCAGAUGGAGAUUGGUUGACCAUGCUGCGAGAGGCCUCUGAUGAAAUUGCGUCUGAAGAAGAGGCCCACGUGAAGUUGCCAGAGGGCAGUAGCUGUCCAGGAGACUUGUGCUCGUGCCCGAGCGCGCCCGAGGCGGAGGAGGACGCGGGCAGGAGAGGCGAGCAUGGUUGUGAUGACCGCGGGCGCCAGCCACCUGCCGGACCGUGCACCCUGGUCGAUAAAGAGACAAACACGGAGGAGGCAGGUGAUGCCGGGGUGGCGGUUCGCCCCAAAGACCGCAGCUGCCUGAGCUCUCGGCAGCGGCCCUUCGUGCGGAGCAGCGUGAUCGUGCGCUCGCAGACCUUCUCCCCGGGGGAGCGUAACCAGUACAUCUGCCGGUUGAAUCGAAGUGACAGUGACAGUUCAACCUUGGCUAAAAAAUCACUGUUUGUGAGAAACUCCACUGAACGGCGCAGUUUGAGGGUCAAAAGGACGGUUUGCCAGCCAGUCCUGAGAAGAACAGCACAAGAACGCCCAGUGCGCACAUCUCUAGACCUAGAACUGGACCUUCAGGCAUCUCUAACCCGGCAGAGCCGCCUCAAUGAUGAGCUGCAGGCCCUCAGGGGCUUGAGGCAAAAGCUGGAGGAGCUGAAAGCUCAGGGAGAGACUGACCUUCCGCUGGGUGUGCUGGAAGAUGAGAGGUUCCAGAAGCUCCUGAAACAAGCUGAGAAACAGGCUGAACAGUCAAAAGAGGAGCAGAAGCAAGGUUUGAAUGCGGAGAAACUGAUGCGACAGGUCUCCAAGGACGUGUGCCGGCUCCGGGAGCAGAGCCGCAAGGUGCCUCGGCAGGUGCAGUCCUUCAGGGAGAAGAUUGCCUACUUCACCAGAGCGAAGAUAAGCAUCCCGUCCCUGCCAGCUGAUGAUGUGUGAUUACACCCCCUAAAGAAAUUAUUCUGUCACCUGUUCACUUCUUAGGGAGGGUACAAGACUGAACUUUGGUUUGGUUUGGUUUGGUUUUGGGGAGGGGGGUUCUUUUUGUAAUGUAACUGUCAACUCUUAAAGAGCUUUUAUUUCACAUCAGAUUUUCAACAUGUUAAUUUGUAAAGUACCUUGAAUGUAAUUCUUGAAUGUUUAAAAAAAGAAAAAAUCAGAUAACCCAAAUGGAAUAAUCUGGUACACAAAUGUCAUCCAGUACAUACGAAUUGCCACGAGGCUGUGUUUUGUACAAAUGGAAUCGGGGCAGUGCCCGGUGUGUGUCCUGUUGAACCAACUGUUGAGAAAUAACUCGGUUUAGCAGACGGCGAUCUUGGCUUUUCCUUCAUUGUCUCACGGGCAGACUGUGAGGAUGGCAACAGGCCAACGUGGUAUCUUUGUACCAGGGGGCAGCUCUUGGCGUUUGAAGGCAAAUGUGAGUCCAGUCCCAAGUCCACCCGAAACAGGUGUUGCGCUCACCCCGUGACCUGUGUUGGAGCACUUGCUUCCUUAAAACAAGUUCCUUUUUGUCCUUUUCUUUUAGUCUAAAACCCAGAUGCCGAGUGAGAAUCUCAGAACACAGAGGAGCAGUGCUCCCGGCU